AUGUCGCAACGAUUACGCCCAACACUCCGAGACCGCUCCUCCCUCCUUGGCGGCGGGUCCAGCAGCAGCUCACCAUCCCCCUCCGGCCGCUCCUCUCCCUUUGGACUCGGCUACAACCAACCAUCCCAUGGACAUGGAUUCCAACCAAACGGCCAACGCUUCGCUGAAGACCUCGAAUCCCAAAACGACGAAGCGAUCGAAGGGUUGAGUAAGAAAGUCAAGUUGCUCAAGGAUGCAUUGGAAAUGAAGUACGAGAAUCAACAGUACAACUAA
Molecule: messenger RNA, 273 nt
Organism: Coprinopsis cinerea okayama7#130
Lineage: Eukaryota; Fungi; Basidiomycota; Agaricomycetes; Agaricales; Psathyrellaceae
Exons: 3
Coding region: 1-273 (90 amino acids)
Source: RefSeq, a predicted model, not a curated record